AUGCAGGACUAUGCGGUCGAGUUCGAAGGCGCAGCACGCAUGCUCGAGAAGCCCUUGUCCGAUGAGGAGAUGAUGCACACCUUCAUGAAAGACCUUCCUGUCAAGCUGCAGCAGGCACACAUGAUUGGUGGCAUGACCAAUGGGAUGACUUACAAGGAGACGAAGGAGCAGGUGAUCAAAACGGACAACAUCAUUUGCACGUACAUGUUUGGUCCCGAAAAGUCAGGCCAGCAACCCCGUGCCGAAGGCUCUGGUGGUCAUGGGAACCAACCACAGAAUGCUACGGGUGGAGGCGGUUGGAACAAGCGGCCUUCCCAGCAGCGUGAUCACCAGCCUGGACCGCAGGCCAAGAGUGCUAACGACUGGGAAGGUAUCCACCCAUCCUCUGUUCUCUUCCUGUAUACGCCCUCGCGCAUCCCAAACCUCAUCUGCCGCGAUGUUGGGCAGACUAUGAUGAUGGCUCUUGUGGAUGUCUCUAUAGUGGAUCCACAGCCGGAGGGGAACGUGCAACUGAGCAGUCGACCCCCACACAGAUUGGAGUGGCAGCAGCUAGGGUGGUGCAGGAUAAGCUGCUCACUAAGGGCCGCACUUAGAGGGGUUGCUGCUGGCACCACAGUUUUACGCGCAGCGGGCGCGGGCGCGGGCCGGGGGCGGGCGGCCGGGCCCCCCGGUGGCGGCGGGCGCGGGGGCGAGUCGGGGGCGGUGGCCGGGCCCCCUGGGGGCGGCGAGCAGUGGGCACGGGCGUGGGCCGGGGCGGGCGACCGGGCCCCCGGGGGGCGGCUGGUGCAGGCGCGAGCCGGGUACGGGCGGCCGGGCCCCCCAGGGGCGGCGGGCGCGGGCGCGAGCUGGGGGCGGGCGGUCGGGCCCCCUAGGGGCGGCGAGCAGUCGGCGCGGGCGUGGGCCGGGGCCGGGCGGCCGGGCGGCCGGGCCCCCCGGGGGUGGCGGGCGUGGGCGCGGGCCGGGGGCGGCGGGCCGGGCACGGUCCAGGGGCGGGCGACCGGGCCCCUCAGGAGCCGCGGGCGCGGGCGCGGGCCGGAGGCGGGCGGCCGGGCCCCUCAGGGGCGGCGUCCGCGGGCGCGGGCCGGAAGCGGGCGGCCAGGCCCCCCGAGGGCGGUGUCCGUGGGCGCGGGCGCGGCCCGGAGGCGGGCGACCGGGCCCUACGGGGGCAGCAGCCGCGGGCGCGGGCGCGGGCCGGGGGCGGGAGGCCACGGGGGCGGUUGUCCUAUACAUUAG
Messenger RNA from Closterium sp. NIES-65, 1233 nucleotides. The record is from the annotation of a GenBank genome assembly. NCBI's taxonomy places the organism in Eukaryota, Viridiplantae, Streptophyta, Zygnematophyceae, Desmidiales, Closteriaceae.